AUGGCAUUACCCACAUACCUCCAGAGAUUCUCAACAGCGCGACGCACGUUGUUUUCCAUUUUCACAGGUGAAACGCAGCGCGAUGGAAGGAAUCCAGUCACGGUGACCGCCGGUCGAGCUGGAUCCACCGAUUCCAGUGAUCAGGAGGAGAAGAAGUCACUGGCCAGUGCCGCCGAUUACAUGAGGAACUUCAAGAACAUAAUAGCACCGGGAAAUGAGGCCUCCAUGACCAGGGAGUUCAAUCCGCAGGUGGCCUACGAAUUCGAAAAGUAUCUCAAUCCGCAGAAACUCAAGCAGCAUGUCCUCAAGAGUGAGAAAUUGCGAUCCAUUCUGGAGCACUAUGCCAAGGAAUUGGGUCAGCCGGUUAAGCAGCUGGAGCGGCAGGCCAAGGCCAUCAUAGAUGAGAUCGGUCUGGAGCGGAACAUGGCCAUUAUCCGGUGGUGCGGCAUAGCCAUCACAGCUCGGCAAAGGAUCUGCGAUGGAUUCUACGUCAAUUCGGCCAGCAUGGCCAAUGUCCGCAAGGAUAUGGGCAAGUGCCCGGUGCUCUAUCUCCCUAGUCAUCGCAGCUACAUGGACUUUAUCCUGAUGUCGUACAUCUGCUACUACUACGACAUUGAGAUACCAGGAAUAGCAGCCGGAAUGGAUUUCCACUCAAUGUUUGGAAUGGGCACAAUGCUGCGAAAAACUGGAGCAUUCUUCAUGCGCCGCAGCUUCUCCAACGACGAACUGUACUGGGAUAUUUUCCGGGAGUACAUGUACGCCUGUGGCCCAUACCACAUCGGAGUGGAGUUCUUCAUCGAGGGCACGCGCUCCAGGAAUUUCAAAGCCCUGGUGCCCAAAAUUGGACUCCUUUCGAUGGCUCUCCUACCAUAUUUCACUGGCGAGGUCCCAGAUGUGAUGAUUGUGCCGGUUAGUGUGGCCUAUGAGCGAGUCCUGGAGGAGCAACUGUUCGUCUAUGAGCUGCUGGGAGUGCCCAAACCCAAGGAGUCCACGAAGGGUUUCUUCAAGGCCCUGAAAAUCAUCGACGAACGCUUCGGCAAGAUGUUUUUGGACUUUGGUGAACCCAUUUCGGUUAAGGAAUUCUUCGGACACGACAGUGGACAGCGAAUGCAGCGAGCAGGUGUUGGAGGUCACCUGCAGAAGCUGAACCGCCAGGAAGUGGAACUGGUCAAGCAGCUGGCCAACGAGAUUAUCUACCAACAGCAGCGACGCAUUGUGAUCACCACCUUCAAUCUGCUGAGCUUAUACUACGCCAGUCAAUUGUAUGCCCAAAAGAGUGUAAACAUCGAUGAGUUGUCCCGUGGGAUACUGCAUCUCAAGCGGAUCUUCGAGCUGGGAGCCCAUGUCAGCACUACACCUGGUAGCAUUAGCGACAUCAUUGAUGCCGUCGAGAUUCACUCAAACAUUUUGCAUUUCGCCAACGCCCGAUUGCAAUACCCCAUGGCAGCCAAGCAAUUGGCAGAACAAAUAGAUGUUAAACGGUUGAAAGCUCAUGCCCUCUGUCCACAAACUAUGGGUGCUGUUCCCAUGUUGGCCCUGCAGCUCUACAUUAAUCCCUGCAUGUUCUGGCUGGCCAGACCCGCCUAUCUGCUGCUGGCAGCGCUCAAGGAGCAGAGGAAUCAGGAGAAGCAAUGCGACAUCUCGUACGAUGCCAGUCUAAGUGCUCUACAUGCGCAUGUGACCACCAUGGAUGCCCUGUUCCAGCACGAGUUCAUCAUCGACAACCGCGAGGCAGCCGAGUUUGAGACCCAUCUGCAGCUGCUCCUGGACGAACGGGUGGUGGAGGUGGCAAGCGGACGCAUCAGGGUGCAGGAUAAUGAGUGUUCGCAUGUCAUACUGGCCGCCCUGGCGCCCUUCCUGUGCCUAUACCAGCUGGUGGUCACCUUAAGAAAGGUGGAUAUGGUUAAAGGAUAUAUAAACAAAGAUCUUCUUGUGCGCGUCCAGCAGCAUGUGGAGCAGCUUCUCCAGCAACCCGGUGGUUCCGCCUCCCAUGUGCAUCCAUAUUGUCUGGCCCUGGACAAUCUCAACAUAGCCAUAUAUGCAUUGACAAGGGGCUACAUUUUGAAAUGUAAGGACUCGGGACAGAUGAAGAUCGCCGGAACUCCAGGGAAGUGCCUGAGGGAACUGGAAAUCCAGCUCCUCGAGUACUGCCAACUAAUGCCAUUCGCACAAUACUCGACGGCGGCCAACCAGCAGGCCCAGUUCCACAUAGCAAAGUUAUAACUGGCAAAUGGAAGGCCGGCGGGGGAGACGACGCCUAGGGAUGUGGAAACCGAUCCAAAUCCCGAUCCUGCGUCGAUUCCCAAACAGUGUAGUACAAUUAGAAUUUCAUUGUUCAUGCAGUUCAUCCAGUUUGUUGUCGGCCUGCUCAAGAAUUGUCGCAUCAUCUGCAUUCUGUUUUUUAUUGUGGUGGUGGCGCCGCUUUGGCAGCUGAUCCACUGGAUCAUCGUAUCCUCCCACUCAUUCACGUAGGUUUAUGGGAUGUCUGUUCAGGAUGGGUCGAUUUUAAUAAUUCUUAACAUGCAUUUUUGUCAAAGAAUGAUUUCAUGAGGCUUAACAGCUUUAAAGUAUUCCGCCUUAUGAUUACUUUCUAGAAUAUUAAAUCUUCAUUGGCAUAUUUAUACAUUCCCCAUUUUUAUUUAAUAAUUUGAUAAUGAAUCAACCAAUAAAAAUAAAAUUAUAAACAGAGGAAAAAUACUUGACAGGAGUAAACCACAAGCAAGGAAAAGUAUAUAUCUAUCUUAUAAGAUUGCCAUACAAUUCUUUGACAAAAAAACAUCGAUCCAUCCUAUAGUGUGCAUGUAACUAAGUGCUUAGAAUAUCUUUAAUCUUAGAAACUGAAAUUUUAUGUCUAGUUUGCCAUAAAAACAAAUGAAAUUUACAAAAUCGCCAAAACAUACACUUGCAAGAAAUCGAAUUUUGAUCAAACAUUUUGUAUAUAUAAACCGGUAAUGGUAGGUCCCAUCGAAAUAUAUAUUCCUUAUAUUUUUAGCAGAGGAAACCAUAGAAAUGUUGCCCAACAAAAUGCACACUUUCAUAUUACUUAAAAGCUCAACUAGAUUAUCACAUUUUUGUAAUAUUUAAUUGUGCAGCUUAUUUUAUUGCAAACGACUUUUUAGCUUGCUCGAUCGAAAAAUCAUUUAAACUUUUUUAAUGUUUCAAGAGUUAUGGACGCAUUUUCUAUUUUUAAGGUGUUUUUUCGCAUAAGUUUUUGUUAGCUUAAGCUGGUGUUAUGUUUGUUUCAUUAUUUAAUCUUAAGUUGCUUAUGCUCAUCAGCCAUGGAUUAUUUUUAAAUAUUCUAUUGUGCCAAUAAAAAGUAAGCACCGCACAAUAAAAUGAAAAAAGGUAAGCCACAAAGCUUGCCGCUAGAUAUAAAUUAAAACGGUCGUUUCGAAAUCUGAUUCCACGUGGAUUCAGGUCCGAUUAUUCCUAGAGGAAACCACAGCACAAAAAUGUCAGCGAAGUGCAAUACACAUUCUGUUUAAUGAUAUUUUUAGAGAUUGUUUCGUUUUAUUUUUAUGGUAGAUACUUUUAUAUUUAUAUAGAAUUUAAAACGAGAAAACAACACCAAUCCUAACUACACCCGCUAAUUACUAAACCAACAAAAAAACAGAGCAAUAAUAAAAAAUUAGUCGGUGCCACUUGCGCCUCAGAAACUUGA
This is a messenger RNA of Drosophila suzukii, 3661 nucleotides long. Lineage: Eukaryota; Metazoa; Arthropoda; Insecta; Diptera; Drosophilidae. The record is from RefSeq and is a predicted model, not a curated record.